UGCAGCUUCUGUUCACUUCCUCUGGCUGAGUUGUGGUUCAAACGCGAUCUGAGCGCCUGCUGGUUGAACGACAGACAGGUCGGUCAGAGGUUCAGGCGGAUUAUUGCGAUUGUCUGAACAAACGGAGACGAAGUGCAGCUGGUUUGGGGUCUGGGAUCCAUGGACCUCUGAUCUUACCCAGAGACCAAACUGAUCUUCUGCUAAUCGAGGCAUUCCGGCUUAUGGGCCGAGGACAUCCAGUGGGAUGUCUCCGUACAGUGAAAUGUGUCCAGAGUUCUACAUCAUGCUGGGAGUUCUGUCCUUCGUGGUCCUGCUGUUCUCUGUGCUGGGCGCCGUGUUUCUCACAAAGUACCGCGCCGUGGUUCGGACCAACCGGAGGCUGAGGGGGAGCCAGUUCCUGCAUCCCCGUAUUCCUCAGUUAGAGAUCCCAGCUGUGACGCCCCCACCCCCAUUACUGGAGGAGGUGGAGCCGCCUCCUCUGCAACCUACUUUGGAAAGAUCCAGUGGGUUCAGGUUAUCCUCCAAGAGGCUGUGGAGAGGCCUGCAGCAGGAGCCUCGUUUUUCCAAGUCGGACCUGAACCUGCUUCAGCUGAUCAAAGCAGGGAAGGAGGGGGUCUUCUACCAGGCCAGGAUGAACAGAGGAACGUGUAAAGGCCACAGCAUGUUCACCUGCAAGAUCAGCAAGGAAGGUGUCCGUCUCAAACAUGUGGACAUGGAGAUUUGCAUCAUGAGGAAGCUGGUUCAUCACAAAAACAUCCUGCAGCUCCUGGACUGGAACACAUGUGACCAGCCUUUCAUUCUGCUGAUGGAGUAUGUGAGUUAUGGAACCCUGAGGACCUUCCUGCAGACCAACAGAGCCCACCUGAGUGGAAACCCAGAGCUACAGAGCCUCCUGACCAUCGCCUCCUACCACAUCGCCCUGGCAAUGCAACACCUGCGCUCCAAAAUGAUCGUUCACUGUGACCUAGCUCUGAGGAACAUCAUGGUCAACAGGUUUCCAUGGGAGGUGAAACUGGCCGAGUUCGGUCUGGCCCGAGACUUGACGCGCAUGGCGAGCCGCCGCCGCAGCAGCCGUUGGAGAAACCAAAGAACCCGCGUGCCGCUGCGCUGGUACCCUCCUGAAUACUUCAAGAACAACUACUACAGCUUCAAAGGAGACGUAUGGGCGUUCGGCAUUGUGCUGUGGGAGAUGCAGACCUUUGGAACGUUACCGUACCCAAACCUGGAGACAUCAGAGGAGGUGGUCUUCCACAUCUGCAUGGGUCAUAAGAACACCAACCCUGAAGGAUGCAGAGCUGAAAUGCUUCACAUUAUGCGUGACUGCUGGCAGGAGCCUCACACCCUCAGACCCUCCUUCAAGGAAAUCGUGUCCAUGCUGGAGAACAUCAUGGAGAACGAUGCUGACUACGUAGAUGUGGACAGUCCACAGAGUCUGGUGAGAGAGGCCAACUAUCAUGAAGCUAAAAGUCUUCGAGGGAGUGUCUCCUUGAAAGAAGAACAUGGGGCUUAAAUUUUACCAAAGCUGGAGAAUUUAAUCUCUGAAGAAAACCUUUUAGUUUGAGCGCUUUGUUGAGUCCUAACCUUCUGUUUCCUGUAUUUUCCAAAACUUGUUAAUAUAUUGUUAAUUUCAUUAAAGCGACAUUUUAACGUU
Cyprinodon tularosa is the source of this 1651-nucleotide messenger RNA. RefSeq names its product tyrosine kinase receptor Cad96Ca. The transcript is spliced from 12 exons. Bases 245 to 1510 code for a protein of 421 amino acids. Gene Ontology annotation, biological process: positive regulation of kinase activity; multicellular organism development; cell surface receptor protein tyrosine kinase signaling pathway. Gene Ontology annotation, cellular component: signaling receptor complex. The record is from RefSeq and is a predicted model, not a curated record. NCBI's taxonomy places the organism in Eukaryota, Metazoa, Chordata, Actinopteri, Cyprinodontiformes, Cyprinodontidae. Gene Ontology annotation, molecular function: ATP binding; transmembrane receptor protein tyrosine kinase activity.